Messenger RNA from Fusarium subglutinans, 1740 nucleotides. RefSeq lists its product as uncharacterized. The record is from RefSeq and is a predicted model, not a curated record. Gene Ontology annotation, molecular function: phosphatidylinositol-4,5-bisphosphate phospholipase C activity. The transcript has a single exon. Bases 1 to 1740 code for a protein of 579 amino acids. Gene Ontology annotation, biological process: lipid metabolic process; phosphatidylinositol-mediated signaling. Lineage: Eukaryota; Fungi; Ascomycota; Sordariomycetes; Hypocreales; Nectriaceae.
AUGGCUUCAGAACUCGCAACUCGCCUCGGCGACCUCAACCCCUUCUCGUCCAAAAGCCGCCGCAUCAACGAUGAAGAUUUCGGCGAGGAGAUCGACAACAACACCGUCGCGGGCGGCGGCCACAGCGCACGUCGCAUGGUAACAGACCUCAGAGUCAGCAGCGCCCUACGAGAGUUCCUCGUUAAAGAGAAGAUGCUCUCCAAAAAGGAAGCCAAGAUUGACUCUCAGGACUCGUCGCGUGAGCUCUUGGAACUCGUUAGCAAACCGCAUAUUCGCGUACCGCCUGAACUCACGGAUAGGUCGCAUCCGCUGCCCGAGUACUUUAUCAGCUCGAGCCAUAAUACUUAUCUUAUGGCGCAUCAGCUUUAUGGGUCUUCGUGCGCGACUGCGUAUGAGAGUGCGAUUAGGACGGGGGCGAGAUGUGUCGAGAUUGAUGUGUGGGAUAACAGCGAUGAUAGAGAUGAGCCCAAGGUCACCCAUGGAUAUACUCUAGUAUCCCACAUUUCGUUUCGUUUGGUUUGUGAGACGAUUCGAAACUCUGCGGAUCAAGAAGCCGUUGAUGCGCAAAAGUAUGGCUUCAGAGCUUCGCCUAUUCUUCUGUCGCUGGAGAACCAUUGCGAUGCGUAUGGCCAGAUGCGCAUUGUCAAUAUUAUGCAGGACGUUUUUGGAGAUCGUCUUUUGAGCAAGGCCGUUAGGCAUAUUGGCCACGAGGAGCAAGCUGGUUCCGAUCAACAUGUGAAGCUGGAGGAUUUGGGGGCAAAGAUUGCUGUUAUUGUUGAGUAUCACUUUACAGAUGAGCCUUCAAGCAGCGAUAGCAACUCGGAUGACUCGGAAGACGAGGAGGAGGAAAAGGCUGCGCGCAAGGCGUAUAAGGAUAAGAGAAAGAAGGAGGAGCCCUCUAUCAUUAUUCCAGAGCUCGCUGAGCUCGGCGUCUACGCGCAGUCUGUCAAGCCAAUGAACAACUCAUGGUUCGAAGAAGGAAGCCUCACCAAUGGUCCUCAUCACCAUCUCAUCAACGUAUCUGAAUCAGGGCUGGCAUCUCAUCUGCCCGAGCACGCAUCAAAUAUCGCCCGACACAAUGCCCAUCAUCUCAUGCGCGUUUAUCCCAAGGGCACGCGAAUCUCAUCCACCAAUCUCAAGCCCGUUCCUUACUGGGGAAUCGGUGCUCAGAUCUGUGCGUUGAACUUGCAGAACUUUGGUACCAGCAACCAACUCAACGAAGCUCUCUUCAGCGGUACAGACGGCUACGUCCUCAAGCCCGCUGCUCUGCGCGCCGGUGGAAACGGAAGACUGAGUACAGGUCGCAGCAAGCGUCUCCGUCUUCACGUCGCAGGCGCAACAGACAUCCCUCUGCACGGCGACUCAGAAGCAGACUCCAUCAAGCCUUAUCUCACAUGCACGCUGUACCACCCUGAUAACAUCAAAGGGGACCCUCCCAAGCGCAAGACAGAGCCGUAUAAGCAGCACAAGCUUGAAUUUCUUCACAGAGGACCAAACCCGCCCCCAACAGAGCCUCUUUGGGAUGAGACGUUGACGUGGGAGUAUGAAGAUAAUGAGAUGACUUUCCUGCGUAUGCUUAUCAAGAGUGAUGAUAGUUGGACGAGGAACCCGAUGUUUGCUGUUGCAGCGGUGAGAUUGCUUUAUGUUGAGCCGGGAUGGAGAUUUAUUCGCAUGUUGGAUCUUAAGGGGCAUGAGACGCAGUGUUCGGUUCUUGUGAACUUUGAGAUCAUUGAUGCUUAG